AUGCCGCGCUCCUUUCUGGUCAAGAAGGCGGCCAGCACCCGCGCGCCCAACUACGGCCAGCUGGAGACGCGGCGCCCCGAAUCCAAUGGAUCGUGCCCGACUUGGCAAGGGCUGGCGUUCCCCCUGCUCAUGCCAGAUGGGGCGGCUCUGUCCCCCUGUGACUCUGGCCGGCUCUGGGACCGCAACUGCAGCUCCGUGGUUGCCUGCCUGUCCUUGCCUCUUCCGCAGAGCAGCGAAGCCAAAGGAGACCCUUGUGGCUCAAGCCCUCCAGCUGUGGCGGGUGGGGACACCACCCCAUUGGGAGGCCGACUCUCAGGUCCCCCCCUCCGGGAUAAUCUGGACAACCUCAGUCUUCCAUCUGCAUUUGGACUGCCCUCCAAGAGGACUCUCAUUCGGGGCAGCCCAGCAGAGGGAGAAGGGGAGAAACUACUGGGCGAGCCCAGUGGGGCGGCCGACCCGCCAGAGAGAUUUGAGUGUCCGGACUGUCGCAAGUCUUUCCACGCCUUUUCGGGCCUGGCCAGGCACAAACAGCAGCAGUGUUGCAAGCUGCAGUCGGCGGCCAGGAAAUACUUCAACUGCAAGUACUGUGACAAGGAGUACGCCAGCUUAGGUGCCCUCAAGAUGCAUAUUCGCACGCACACGCUGCCCUGCGUGUGUCGGAUCUGCAGCAAAGCCUUCUCGCGGCCGUGGCUACUUCAGGGGCACAUCCGGACUCACACAGGUGAGAAGCCGUACGCCUGCUCCCACUGCAGCCGAGCUUUUGCGGACCGCUCCAACCUCCGCGCCCACCUGCAAACUCAUUCUGACAUCAAGAAAUACCAGUGUCACGCUUGCUCCAAGACUUUUUCCCGGAUGUCCCUGCUGUUGCGCCACGAGGAAGCUGGAGGCUGCCCUGCAACCUGACCUGGGUUGGAGAGGGACUACCUGAAAAACUGACUGUCCAGGACGUGAGGAGAAGAUUUGCAGGGCAGGAGCUGUGGCUGCUUUGCGACGCUCGGCCUCUGCCCCAGAUUGCCCUGAAGAAUGCCAGGCAAGGCCUGGGUAGCUCUCAGAUCAGGUGAUGAGAGGAUGCGGGCAAACUACCAAAGAGGAUGGUUCUGGAUUUUGGCACUAGUCUCCUGCUCUGGAAGGGCUGAGUUGAUCCAUCCAAACUGUGCACUUUACAAAGGUUUUUGUCUGCUAGGUCACCAGGGCGGCAGGGGGGUUCCUCCUGCCCACAUGGUGAGUUCCAAUGGCUCUGUCGGGGGAUUUCCACUUCCCUGUAGUUUCCCUGCAUUCUCAUAGUUCUGUUCUCUCCCCCCCUCCCCCCCAC
Messenger RNA from Eublepharis macularius, 1312 nucleotides. RefSeq names its product snail family transcriptional repressor 3 (gene SNAI3). Bases 1 to 903 code for a protein of 300 amino acids. Gene Ontology annotation, biological process: regulation of DNA-templated transcription. The record is from RefSeq and is a predicted model, not a curated record. Gene Ontology annotation, molecular function: RNA polymerase II cis-regulatory region sequence-specific DNA binding; DNA-binding transcription factor activity, RNA polymerase II-specific. The transcript is spliced from 3 exons. Lineage: Eukaryota; Metazoa; Chordata; Lepidosauria; Squamata; Eublepharidae.